This is a messenger RNA of Halichondria panicea, 2162 nucleotides long. Its product is annotated as probable ATP-dependent RNA helicase DDX59. Bases 81 to 2078 code for a protein of 665 amino acids. Gene Ontology annotation, cellular component: cytosol. NCBI's taxonomy places the organism in Eukaryota, Metazoa, Porifera, Demospongiae, Suberitida, Halichondriidae. Gene Ontology annotation, biological process: ribosomal large subunit assembly. Gene Ontology annotation, molecular function: nucleic acid binding; RNA helicase activity; ATP binding. The record is from RefSeq and is a predicted model, not a curated record. The transcript has 13 exons.
UGGAACAUUAUAGCUAAGAUAAACAAGUGUGAAAACUCUAGCUGUUUGCUCUAACUAGCUUGCUUUUCACUCACAAUUCGAUGUUUGUACCAAGAGCCGUGUCCAAGAGCUCCUAUGGAGAACAGAAGAAGAAGGCUGCAGUAAAGAGAGCAAUGGUACAAACUGGAACUACAGACGACACUCAAAAUACAACACCACUGGAUAUGGAUAAAUCCCUUGCCAAUAUUACUGAGGAGGGAAUGAUGAAAGACGCUGUACUGAGUUAUACUACUCCACCUGUUAGAUCUACCGUGGACGUAAGCAAUGAUGUCAUAACUGAGGAAAAGGUCGGUGAUGAUGAUGAAGAGCCGAUAAUAUGCUACAGUAAGCAGCAGAGGUGGGCGGAGUCUGGUGAGCCUGUGUGUGUGGUGUGUGGGCGGUAUGGUGAGUAUAUUGUGGACAGAACUGAUCACGACGUGUGCAGCUUGGAGUGUAAAGCCAAACACCUGCAUCUGCUCGGGUUACCAUUGACAACAACAAACAGGGAGGUAGGAAAGAAAGAAACGGAGGACAAGUCAAAUGCAAAGCGGGGCAUGAUGGUUCAAAUAAAAGAUGUGGAAUCAACCAAAAACAAUUCGUUAGUUAUUACAGAAAAAAUGUGUGAAGGAUGGACGUACAGCGAAGAUGCUCUUAUUACAGCCAUGACAGACAAUCAAGUGGAAGCAGUUAGAAAUAAGUAUUCAGUUUCUGUUCGAGGAGGAGGUGCUCCUAGACUAAUCACAGAGUUCAACCAUCUUGGAUUGCCCACUCAAGUGUUUGGCAACCUGAAGGAGGGAGGGUAUGUGAGCCCCACCCCCGUACAGAUGCAGACAAUACCAGCUGCCCUGUCAGGGAGAGACCUCCUCGUCUGUGCCGCCACUGGCAGUGGAAAGACUCUCUCGUUCCUCCUGCCCCUCCUCCUCUCUAUCCUCGGCUCUUCAACCCCUCAGACUCGGGGGGCACACCCCAGGGCACUCGUACUGACCCCCACCAGGGAGCUGGCCAUGCAGAUAGAGUCACAGGCCAAGGAGAUCAUGAGAGGUGUCCCUAUGAUGCGUACAGCGUUGAUUGUGGGUGGUAUUCCAGUCGCCCAACAGCUGCACAGACUACGCUCUGGAGUGCAAAUCCUCAUAGCAACUCCGGCGAGGCUCAAUGACAUCAUAACGCAUCACACAUCCGAUAUUGAGUUAAUGGACGUUGAGAUGUUAGUGGUUGAUGAAGUCGACUGCCUCCUACAAAUGGGCUUUGAAAAUCAGUUUUGUGAAAUUGAAGAACUUCUUCCCAAGAGCAGACAAAAUUUGAUGUUCUCUGCAACUAUUCCUCGAAGGAUUGAGAAAAUGGCUUCUGAACUGAUGAACAGUCCACUCUUCAUCACCAUCGGUCAGCCCAGUGUUCCCUGUGACUCCAUCAAGCACACUGUCAUCUGGGUGGAGGAGAACUCAAAGAGGAAGAAGCUACUGGCUUUGCUUGAUGACACCAGGCACUUUAAACCACCUGCAGUUGUUUUUGUGAGCUCAAAGAUGGCAACCUUAUUAUUGGCUGAUGCCAUUUGUAAGACUCGGCCCCAUCUCUCCACAGUUGGUAUCCAUGGCGAUAUGGCACAAGAGCGCCGGAGCGAGAUACUGAGCGGGUGUCUGGAGGGAAAGUAUUCCGUUGUCGUAGCAACCAACGUCCUGGGGAGAGGAUUGGACUUAGUGUCUGUGAAACAGGUUAUAAUUUUCGAUAUGCCAGCUUCAAUUACUGAGUUCAUACACCAGGUGGGGCGCUCUGGUGGACAGAGCUCUCCUGGCUCAGCCUACACUUUUAUCAACAACAGUAACCAAGCUGUGUUCAUGGACCUGACCACUCUGCUUGGGCCUCAGGGCACACAGCUGCCUUCCCAACUAACUGGCUCCCCACACCUCAGAGCUCAGCUGGACAAGAGGAAGAAACUUAGUGAGAAGGGCCCAGGGGCUAAGAGACGAAAGACAGGUGCCGGAUGCUACCAAGACGGCUCUUAUCGCAAUAAGGAGAGUCUAAUUGAUAUGAUCAAAGCAAGCUCCAAGAAACGAAAAACUUAACUCUAUGCAACGAUUUAUAACUGUACUGUUGUUUGUUUGUGCAUAGAUAGUAGAGCGACUCUACUAUCUAUGGUUUGUGUGUUG